AUGAGGACUGGGUUCCUUCACGGCCUCCUUGGCACUCAGGUCACAGUCGACUUAUGGCCCCACCCAAUUACUGGCCCUGCGUCAGAAACGUGGGAAAUUACCGAAAAAAUCGAUGAAGAAAUAUGCCCCACGGACGAAAACGACUCGAAUAAUGGUAAGCUACCAGCGUACGUACUUGGCACAUUCCGGUGCCGAUCGACCGAUGACAAUGACGAGGGGAAGAAGCUUGGCAUCGUGAAAAUCUACAAGCAGAUUCCAUACGACGGCACCCAGUUUUAUGACUAUGAAUAUCGCAAGCAACAAGCCGUUGAGCCCUACGAACCAAGAGAGCUGAUCGCCUUGAAGGCCUUAAAGCACCGAGGCUGCGUUGUUGUUCCGGAAUUACUCGGCUAUCGUCUUACUAAGCAAGAUGCCAUGGAGAUCGUGCCUAGAGGAUGCCUCAUGUACAUUGUGUGGAAGCAAGUCCCGGGGGAGCCCCUGACUGAAGAAGCCUUCUGGCAAGCUCCUCUCGCGAAGCGCGAUGAGAUUCGGGCCCAAUUUCGCCACACCUACCAGCAGCUUGUUGAGUAUGCGCCAUUGAUCAGUGAAAUUCGGAAGAUUAUCUAUGACUGGACAACAGGAGAGAUGCAUAUCAGUGGGUUCUGGCGUGCCGCGUCACUCGACGGUUACGCAAAAUGGGAUGACUACCUCUUUGUGCAAUUUGACCUUGUCUCGGCAAACCCGUCAUAUAAACAUUACUUUACCAUUGGUGCCACUGAUACCUAUCACGAUGAAAAGGGCUGGAGAUGUUCGGCUUAUGAAGAAUCGCCUGACCGGCUCAACGGGCUCUGA
Molecule: messenger RNA, 831 nt
Organism: Penicillium bovifimosum
Lineage: Eukaryota; Fungi; Ascomycota; Eurotiomycetes; Eurotiales; Aspergillaceae
Exons: 4
Coding region: 1-831 (276 amino acids)
Source: RefSeq, a predicted model, not a curated record